AUGGUCGCUACUAAGAACCUCGGACUCGCCGGUCUCCUUUGGCUCGGCCUCGCCAGCAAGGGACUUGCCCUUGAAAUCACCCAGAACGAUGAGCUCUCCCUCGUAGAGCGAUCCGAGCCUUCGGAAGACCUUCUCGUCCGCCAUGUGCCCGGCCAGAACCGCAACAGCUGGGGCAACCAGGGUAGCCGCCGCGGUCGAGAUGUCGAUGAGCUCGAUGAACGUGACUUCGAGGAGCUUGACGAGCGUGACUUUGAAGAACUCGAAGAGCGUGAUUUCGAGCUCGAGGUGCGCCACAAGCCCGGCCAAGACCGCAAAAGCUGGGGUAACCAGGGCGGCCACCGUCCCCGCGAUCUCGAGGAACGUCACAAGCCAGGCCAAGACCGCAAGAGCUGGGGCAACCAAGGUGGUCAGCGCCCUCGCGACCUUGAGGAGCGUCACAAGCCUGGUCAGGACCGUAAGAGCUGGGGUAACCAAGGUGGCCACCGUCCCCGCGAUCUCGAGGAACGUCACAAGCCUGGCCAAGACCGUAAGAGCUGGGGCAACCAGGGUGGCCACCGUCCCCGCGAUCUCGAGGAGCGCCACAAGCCUGGCCAAGACCGCAAGAGCUGGGGCAACCAGGGUGGUCACCGUCCCCGCGAUCUCGAAGAGCGCGGCCGUAUGAACAAAGAGACCUCUGGUCAACGGCAGCGUCGCCUUAAAUUCCAGAGAGAUCUCGAGGAGCGCCACAGACCCGGCCAGGACCGCAAGAGCUGGGGCAACCAAGGUGGUCAGCGCCCUCGCGAUCUUGAAGAGCGUCAUAAGCCCGGCCAGGAUCGCAAGAGCUGGGGUAACCAAGGCGGCCACCGUCCUCGCGAUCUCGAGGAGCGCCACAGACCUGGUCAGGACCGCAAGAGCUGGGGCAACCAGGGAGGUCAGCGCCCCCGCGAUGUCGAGGAUAUCGAGGAGCGUGACUGGGAUGAACUCGAGUAA
Molecule: messenger RNA, 969 nt
Organism: Clonostachys solani
Lineage: Eukaryota; Fungi; Ascomycota; Sordariomycetes; Hypocreales; Bionectriaceae
Source: the annotation of a GenBank genome assembly